Molecule: messenger RNA, 1500 nt
Organism: Fusarium oxysporum Fo47
Lineage: Eukaryota; Fungi; Ascomycota; Sordariomycetes; Hypocreales; Nectriaceae
Product: aldehyde dehydrogenase domain-containing protein
Exons: 5
Coding region: 1-1500 (499 amino acids)
Molecular function (GO): oxidoreductase activity, acting on the aldehyde or oxo group of donors, NAD or NADP as acceptor
Source: RefSeq, a predicted model, not a curated record
AUGGCUGCCAAUCUUUUUCAGAAGCUUACCGCGCCUAACGGCGUCUCCUUCGAGCAGCCUCUGGGUAUAUUUGUUGAUAAUGAGUGGCGUGAGGCCAAGUCUGGCCAGGAAAUCUCCGUCGUGAGCCCCAUAACUGAGCAAGAGAUUGUUCAAGUCCACGCCGGCGGCGAGGAAGACAUCGAUGAUGCCGUGAGGGCUGCGCGCAAUGCUUUCAGAUCAUGGUCAAAGACUGAGCCUACGCGGCGAGGCGACCUCUUGAGGAAGCUCGCCGAUCUGGCUGAAGAAUUGACAGACACCUUUGCCUCAAUCGACACAUGGAACAACGGGAAGCGGUUUGCGUCGGCCAAGGGAGAUGUCGGUGAAUUAGCAGGCGUCCUCCGCUACUAUGCUGGCUUUGCUGAUAAGGUGUUCGGUCAAGUCAUCUCAACUAACGAGAAAAAACUUGCCUAUACCAACCGAGAGCCCAUCGGUGUUUGUGGCCUGAUCAUCCCUUGGAACUAUCCGUUAGGCAUGGCUGCGUGGAAACUCGGACCUGCACUGGCCGCAGGUAAUACCAUUGUGCUAAAGCCUGGCGAGCAGACACCACUAUCGGUCCUGCUAUUAGCCACUCUUAUCGAGAAAGCCGGCUUCCCGGCUGGUGUGAUUAAUAUUGUUAAUGGUUUUGGUCGCACAGCUGGUGCCAGUCUUGCUAAGCACCUUGGCGUUGAUAAAAUUGCUUUUACUGGUUCUACGAACACGGGCCGCGAGAUCAUGAAGCUAGUAGCUACUAAUCUAAAGGAAAUCACGCUUGAAACAGGCGGCAAAUCACCUCUUAUUGUUUUUGAGGAUGCUGAACUUGAGAAUGCUGCGAAAUGGGCACACUACGGCAUCAUGGCCAACCAGGGGCAGAUCUGUACGGCAACUAGCAGGAUCUUGGUUCAUGAGAAUAUCUACGAGAAGUUUUUAGAUCUUUUCAUCCAAGAGGUAAAGAAAACGUCGGUUGUCGGUGACCCAUUCGCUCCUGGAACCUUCCAGGGCCCACAAGUCACAAAGGCGCAGUAUGACCGCGUUUUGUCGUAUAUUGAAGAGGGCAAACGAGAAGGGGCAACAUUGAGCAUUGGCGGAAAGCCUCACAAGGGUGUUGACGGUAAGGGCUACUUCGUCGAGCCUACUGUGUUCACAGAUGUCAAGGACCAUAUGAAAAUUUAUCGCGAGGAAGUCUUUGGGCCACUCGCCGCUGUCAGCUCCUUCUCAACUGAGGAGGAAGCCAUCAGACGAGCUAACGAUACUUUUUAUGGCUUGGGAGCAGCAAUCUUUACUGAGAAUAUCACUCGAGCGCUCGCUGUAGCUAAGGAUAUCGAGGCAGGAAUGGUAUGGAUCAACAGCAGUCAGGAUUCCGACUAUCGAAUUCCGUUUGGUGGAAAGAAGCAGUCAGGCAUUGGGCGUGAGCUGGGAGAGGCGGGUAUCUUGGCAUACACCACUAUUAAAGCUAUUCAUGUGAACCUGGGAACCCGAAUUUAG